Molecule: messenger RNA, 1720 nt
Organism: Abrus precatorius (Indian licorice)
Lineage: Eukaryota; Viridiplantae; Streptophyta; Magnoliopsida; Fabales; Fabaceae
Product: probable galacturonosyltransferase 12
Exons: 6
Coding region: 1-1602 (533 amino acids)
Molecular function (GO): polygalacturonate 4-alpha-galacturonosyltransferase activity
Source: RefSeq, a predicted model, not a curated record
AUGUUGCUGCAGAUAUCACCAAGUUUGAGGCAUGUCACUGUACUUCCUGGAAAAGGGUUGAAGGAAUUUAUCAAAGUGAAGGUUGCAUCAAGGAGGCUUUCUUAUCGGAUGCUCUUCUAUUCACUUCUGUUCUUCACGUUUCUUCUUCGGUUUGUGUUUGUUUUGACAGCAGUGGAUGGCAUUGAUGGAGAAAACAAGUGCUCUUCCAUAGGUUGCCUGGGAAUAAAACUGAAGCCAAAGAUUUUGGGAAGAAGUCUUGAGUCAAAUGUCCCAGAAGUGAUAUACGGAAUAUUAGAUGAACCCCUAGGCAAAGAUGAGCUAGAGGGAAGGUCUGAUAUUCCUCAGACUUUAGAAGAGUUCAUGACCCAAAUGAAGGAAGGUGGAUAUGAUGCCAAGACAUUUGCAAUUAAACUAAGAGAAAUGGUAACCUUUAUGGAGCAAAGGACCAGAACAGCCAAAAUCCAAGAAUAUUUAUAUCGUCAUGUAGCAUCAAGCAGCAUACCCAAACAACUUCACUGCCUUGACUUGAGGUUGGCCAAUGAGCACACCAACAAUGCAGCAGCACGGCUUCAGCUACCCUCUGCAGAACUUGUCCCUGCCCUUGUUGACAACUCCUACUUCCACUUUGUCCUUGCCUCAGACAAUGUGCUCGCCGCCUCAGUAGUUGCAACAUCACUCAUUCGCAACAGUUUGCGACCUCAGAAAGUUGUUCUGCACAUAAUUACAGAUAGGAAGACUUAUUAUCCCAUGCAGGCUUGGUUCUCAUUGCACCCUUUAUCACCUGCCAUAAUUGAGGUCAAGGCAUUGCACCAUUUUGAUUGGUUUACAAAGGGAAAAGUUCCUGUGCUAGAAGCAAUGGAAAAAGAUCAAAAUGUGCGAUCACAGUUUAGAGGGGGCUCAUCAGCUAUAGUUGCAAAUACUACUGAGAAGCCAAAUGUUAUUGCAGCAAAGUUGCAAGCACUUAGUCCCAAGUAUAAUUCUGUGAUGAAUCACAUUCGGAUACAUCUUCCAGAGUUGUUCUCAAGUCUUAACAAGGUCGUCUUCCUCGAUGAUGACAUUGUGGUACAAACUGAUCUUUCACCUCUGUGGGACAUUGACAUGAAUGGAAAAGUCAAUGGAGCAGUAGAAACAUGCACAGGAGAAGAUAAGUUUGUGAUGUCAAAGAGGUUGAAAAGCUAUUUGAACUUCUCCCAUCCUCUAAUAUACAAAAAUUUUGAUCCAAAUGAAUGUGCUUGGGCUUAUGGCAUGAACAUUUUUGACCUGGAGGCUUGGAGGAAAACCAAUAUAAGCUCUAGAUACCAUUACUGGGUUGAGCAGAAUAUAAAAUCCGACCUCAGUUUGUGGCAGCUAGGGACAUUACCUCCUGGACUAAUAGCAUUCCAUGGGCAUGUCCACACUAUUGAUCCUUUCUGGCACAUGCUGGGAUUGGGAUAUCAGGAAAAUUCAAGUUUUGCUGAUGCUGAGAGUGCUGGUGUCAUCCAUUUCAAUGGCAGGGCAAAGCCAUGGCUAGAUAUAGCUUUUCCCCAUCUAAGGCCAUUGUGGACCAAGUAUAUUGACUUUUCGGAUUACUUCAUCAAGAGUUGUCACAUUAGGGCAUCAUAGAUUGGAUCAUGAGAAAAUGUGACCUUUUUGAUGAGUUGAAGGAAUGGUAUCUGCAUAUAAAGGAAGAUGAAAAUGAGAGGACUUCAUCAAAGCAUAUGCCCAUCCAUGACAAAGAAGU